Molecule: messenger RNA, 2932 nt
Organism: Cercospora beticola
Lineage: Eukaryota; Fungi; Ascomycota; Dothideomycetes; Mycosphaerellales; Mycosphaerellaceae
Gene: ALR1
Product: Mg(2+) transporter ALR1
Biological process (GO): intracellular magnesium ion homeostasis; magnesium ion transmembrane transport
Cellular component (GO): plasma membrane
Molecular function (GO): magnesium ion transmembrane transporter activity
Source: RefSeq, a predicted model, not a curated record
CCAACGACAACAGCUCGUUAGAUUCUGGACCAGUACACACCACCACUACGAUCAUUCUCGAUACACAAAUUUGGUCACUUCGAGGUCAUACAGAUGGGCCAUUGUUGACUAUCCGACGACCUCCCUCUUCCCGUCCAUUCCUGUCGGCUAAUUCUGGCUGACCUACGUGAGGCAUUUUUCGCCUCUCCGGACGACUCCACUCCCGGUCGCGACAGCGACUCCUCGACGAAUACCACCAAGUUGGCGGGGUCUCAGGCAGUUCAGUUCGUUCAGAUCCGACCUCUGCUCGGGCCAAGCUGGUUCGUCGGAGGCGACAUCAAGCAACCCCCAUAACUCGACCGACCGAGACCAGCACCGAUUGCGAUCAAUUGCAAUCGCACAAAACGCAUACAGUAGAACCGAUGGGAUAAAUUGUAGGAAUUAGGUCAAGGCGUGUGAGAGCCCAGGACGACAACCUGGCUCAAAUCAAGGACUCGAGACUGUCCAGCGGACGGACAGCACUAAGGACUCGACGAUAACUUCGGCUGCAGCAGUAGAGGAUAAAAGUUUCGUUCAGGGAAUACAGAACACAGGCGACAAAAUGCAUACCCCACGAUCCGAGAAGUCGCAAACGCGAUACAGCACGCCCGAGCCGGACUUGGAUGACCACAGGAACCAGCCAGAGAGCCUUCCUCCAGCGCCUGCUGCGGAGAGCUACUUUCAGGCCCGGCGCGGGACGCUGGCAAGCAUUGUGGAUGGCGAGAGGCCACAAAUCCCAAGACUGCAGCUACCAGUCGAAGCGCACGGCACAAUCGCGCGAGACUUUGAGAAUGCCAUCGCCGACGAUGACAAGAGCUUGAAGAGCAAUAGGUCCCGCAAGUCGACUAUCGUUCGCUCUCCAGACGAAGAAUGGCAUCGUGAGAGGCGUAUGCAUCAUGAACGACGAGGCACAGGCAGCCCAGUUCCCGCUCGGCGCGCGAACUUCAGACGUGCAGGAAAUAAUGACGGAGACGCUGAUUCUGUCCGGUCCAAUGCCUCAAAUGACUCGACCUCGCCACCAAACUCCGUGGACGCAUUCGCACCACCGGUUCGACGAGGCAGAGCUGGCACCGUAAACAGCAAGGCACCAUCCACCGCUGGGUCUCUGCACCGCACUGCCUCUAAUACGACCCAUCCGAGAAGACGACCUACUUUCGGUGAGGAAGAUGCCGCCGUGCGCAUCAAAUCAGACGUGGCAUCCCACCGUAGCUCUGCAAUUGAGGACGUAUGCUUUCCUCCAGAAGAGCCGCCAAAUACCUACACCAUUGACUUCGAGGACCUCGAGGAAUUUGUAGCUCAGACGCACACCAAGACCCCCGUCGCUCACCCCUUCAUGCCACAAUUCAGCGCCACCGCAGCGCCUCGAGUUUUCAACGAUCAACGUCAGAAUAAUCCAGCCACAAACUACUUCGUCGACGUUGAGCGAUUUGCAAAUGGCGCAUGCAAUGCCCCAGGCGAUGAGAAAGAGAACGGUGCCUCGAGCGACGAAUCCGGUGACGGGCUCAAGCAGACCGCAAGCGUAACCGAGCUCCCAAUGAAUCGCUGGACCUUCUUCUCUUCUGAGAUCGACGAAACUAUCCACGCACCAGAGCUGGGCAGCCUCUUGAUGCCCGGCGAGACGUUCCGCGACCUUUUCGAGCUUGGGCCCGAGGGUGGUGUAUGGUGGCUUGAUAUGCUCAACCCAUCAGAAGAGGAGAUCUUCGCAAUUUGCAGCGCCUUCCGCGUCCACCCUUUGACUCGCGAGGACAUCACCACUCAGGAAACGCGCGAGAAAGUCGAGCUCUUUAAGACGUAUUACUUCCUGUGCUUCAGGUCCUGCUACAUGGUCGACCCAAAACACGAGGACUAUCUCGAGCCAAUCAACAUCUAUGCUGUGGUAUUCCGCGAAGGUCUCCUGACCUUCUCAUUCUGCCCCAACAACCACGCCGCCACGGUUCGCAAGCGUAUCGGACGCCUUCGCGAUUACGUCAACCUCUCCGCCGACUGGAUCUGUUACGCCCUGAUAGACGAAAUAGUCGACUCUUUCGCCCCUGUCCUUCGCGAAGUCGAGCACGAGACCGACAAAAUCGAAGACUCAGUCUUCACCGCCCGCUUCGAAGACUCUCGCGCCAUGCUCCAAGGCAUCGGCGAAUGUCGCAAACGCAUCAUGGCUCUCACUCGGCUCUUGGGAGGUAAAGCCGACGUCAUCAAAUCUUUCGCCAAAAAGUGCAACGAAGCCUACGCGAUUGCACCUCGCGGCGACGUCGGACUCUACCUCUCCGACGUUCAAGACCACAUUGUCACCAUGAUGUCCAAUCUCGGGCACUUUGAAAAAAUGCUCAGUCGCAGCCAUACCAACCAUCUCACGCAGAUCACUCUGCAGCAUACGGAGCAAGGCUCUCGUGCUAACGAACUGCUGGGCAAAAUCACGGUUUUGGCUACGAUUCUGGUGCCGAUGAAUCUUGUGGCGGGUCUGUUUGGUAUGAAUGUUCACGUUCCGGGACAGGAUGAUAAGGGGUUGGGUUGGUGGUUCGGGAUUGUCGGGGUUGUGUUUUUGCUUGCGGUGACGUGUGUUACUGUUGCGAAGAGGUUUAGGUAUAUUUGAGUUUUGUGUUCUCUUUUGGGGAUUGGGGGAGAUGGUUGGAUGGGAUACACGGUACUUGAAAAAAGCGAACGGAAAGUCAAUACAAAAAGAGCAAUGGGAAGAGAUGAGGUCGAUGAUGCGAGAAUUGCAACGAGGAUGUUGAGGUUGUUUGUUUUGCGCGUUUUUGCAACUAGCUUGAGAAGUACUGUCGACAGUGAUUGCUAAAGUUUUGUGGCUUCUUGUUUAGAUGAUGUACAGAGCGACGAAGUCAAGUAGACGGCCUAUUGUCAAGCGAUUGAUUAAUACAAUUUAUGUACAGAGCGACCGCGUAUGUGCAAUGUCCUUCCAGAC